Messenger RNA from Torulaspora globosa, 1056 nucleotides. RefSeq lists its product as uncharacterized. The transcript has a single exon. The record is from RefSeq and is a predicted model, not a curated record. NCBI's taxonomy places the organism in Eukaryota, Fungi, Ascomycota, Saccharomycetes, Saccharomycetales, Saccharomycetaceae. The coding region runs from base 1 to 1056 and encodes 351 amino acids.
AUGAAGUCCAAAGUUGGUGCAUUCUAUGACCCAUUAUUUGGAAGGCCAAAGCGAAUCCAGUCUUCCAAAUUGCUGGAUACAGGCACGAAAGCGAGCUGCCAAAAAGUUGAUUCAAAAUUUAAUGAAUUGGAGUCGGUAUUCAGGAAGACGUAUGCGAACGUGGCGGCCCUAUACUAUUCCUGUGAAAACCACAAGGCAGCGAUGAAGUCGUUCUUCUACAGAUCGAUCAACUUGAUCGAGGAUUUUCGCACAGCGCUGGAAGAUGGCGCAGAUAGUUCACAUGGAUGUUUUUCGUCGGUUACUCCACAGCUGGCUUUUGGAACUUCUUUGCCUGAACGUAGACUGGAUGGCUCCGCAGAGAUUCUUCAGCAAUUUUAUGCGAGUUCUGGCUUACCAAACAGAUUACGGGACUAUUGUAUAUCAAGGUUGAGCAAACAGAUGUAUGUGAUCGCCAAGCGACUAGAGGACGAUUUUCUGUUCUUUGAGUAUGGUGUUCAACAUCCGCUGAAGGAGAUCCUCAAGGUUUGCUCUGGUAUAUCUCGGAUCUUGGCAGCGAGAAAUGCGGCAAAUGUUGAACUGAUGGCUAUCAAGAGCAGUAUUGCCGAGCAAGAGCAGCUCCUGCAAGAGACGGCCAGCGCAGGGUGCAAGAGAAGAUACAAACGGAAACAUGAUGAUGCCAAGCUCGAAAACGCAACCACCAAGUUUGAUAUUCUCAAUUCGCUUCUGAAAGAUAAUUUACAAUCCUUCACUGAUCUGAUGAACAAAUUCAUGAAAGAAUGGUUCAAGAUAUACUAUUUCACAACGGUACGCAUAUCAUACGCCCUGUAUCAUUUCAGUUGGAGCAGUCCAGAAUUCAAGAAAAUCGCAUUCACCAAACUACAUCAAUCUCAAGAGGAUUCCAUCUCCGACAGUCACAUUCUAUCUGCUUUUCAUGCCCAGCACGACAUUGUCGCCAGAGAAGUUGACAGUUUGACCAUAACGCGGUUCAGAGACCUCUACGGCACAGUUACGGACACAACGGUUGAAAAAAUGGCCAUCGAACCGUUUUCGUUCUGA